CAUUUCCAAAAGAAUAGCUCGAAACAAAGCAGAAAGAGAUAAAAGCAAUGACAAAACAUUCUGCUGUUUAGAAGCAAUCCCUUUGUUAGCGUACUGGUCACCUUUCUUCUUCCUUACAGUUAAAGCCGUCAUCUGAAGCCAGUGAUAUGGAUAACUAUUCCCUUUUUACUAACACGACGAGGCAUCAAGAUGAGCGAAUGGCUGACGACACAAAGGUUGUCCUGUACUCUAUCCUACUUGUUUGGUCUCUCAUUGGCAACGUUCUGGUCAUCGCUGUUGUCUUUUCGAAUGAUAUCAAAACUAUAUUCAAUGGAUUGAUUGUGAAUAUGGCUGUGUCUGACUUGUUCGUGCCCUUACUUGCACUUCCCUUGAAAAUUGUCGAGUCAUCUAGAGGACGUUACAAUGAGUGGCUAGUGGAAGGUCCUCUUGGUGAAACCCUGUGCAAGCUGUGUUACUUUUUCAUCGAUAUAUCACCAGCCGUAUCCGUUUUUAGCCUAAUCAUCAUAGCUGUCAACAGGUUUGUGGCGAUCGUAUUUCCAUCGUCAUUAAAACGAUGGAGCGGAAAGAUUCAGAGGGUGUUGCUCAUGUUUACUUGGGUUUUCUCAAUGGCACUUCUCUCUCCAUACUUCUAUACUUUUCGCCUCAAACACAUCAAUGGAUUAACUUAUUGCCUUAGUACGUGGAGCCCGGCUUUUGAAGACAUCCCAGCACGAACUCUCUUCAUUUCCAUCCUUAUUGUCGCAGUAUUUCUUAUUCCAUUUUUGACAAUUACUGUAUUGUAUGUAAUGAUGUUGAAAAAACUUAUCCAACACUCAAAAACUGUUGAAAAUUCAUUUAACAA
Messenger RNA from Actinia tenebrosa (Australian red waratah sea anemone), 841 nucleotides. RefSeq names its product cholecystokinin receptor-like. The record is from RefSeq and is a predicted model, not a curated record. Lineage: Eukaryota; Metazoa; Cnidaria; Anthozoa; Actiniaria; Actiniidae.